UAUCUCACACACACCGUUAAUACACGUGAUAUUCACUUGCUGCAAGUUUUUGCGGCUACAGAGCUGGUCAAAAGUACAGAUUGGCAGACAAGAUUCUACUUAAAUCUCAAUUUUGGGUGAUCAUUUUAUGUCUUUCUCACUAUUCCUAAUGAUUUCAUCGUCUGUGAACUGCAAGAAGAUGGAAGAACAAUCGUCACGAGUUUUUGGGAAAAGACUCCGGAUGACCGCCAGAGAAAAUAAUUUCACAUAACUUUUUGAUCGAAUAACUAAAACUUCAAUGAUACUUUUUGACCAAUUGUAAAUACGACAUUGAGCAACGAUUUUUCAGAUAUCCAAACGAAAUAAUUAUCUUCGUGAUUUAUGCUUUGUCUUGCUGUUAUAGGUCAUCAGGAUCGGGAAGCGAUCAUGAUUUCAGUGGAAGACAUCGGAUUGCCAGAGUGCGGGAUAUUUUACAAUGUUUUAGGCCAUAAAAACUAAAAUAAAUGAAUUAGUGCUUCGCUUACUAGCAGAGCCAAAUCAAAUUUAUCAAUUUUAAAUAAUUCCUAGAUAGCAAAAGGCGAAUAUCCUGGUUUCUUUAAAUGCAAAUUUCUUUUUCUUUACCCAAUAUGAAAAAGCAAAAGAAAUUUGACCUACAUUUUCAAAAAGGUUUUUAAUUUUCUCUUUUUGCGCGCUUCAAGAUACUCUUGCGAUAUUUAAAAACUCUUUUCUGUGAUUUCAAUAUUAAUUUUUUCAUGUUAUACCUCUGAUAAAUGUAAUUAGGAAUUUAACACAUGAAAAAAAAUAAAUAAAUAAAUAAGAAGGAAGGUUCCUUCUUGGCGAACCGCAACGCAGAUCGCAUAAACGAUACUACUAUCGCAACUCUGUCACUGGGGAGGCCCAAUGGACAUAUCCAGAACCUGACGUUGUUGGCGGUACAGAAGAAAUGGACUUGUGCACCACACCUCCUCCCCCAGACGACGAAAAUCUUCAGCUAAUAGAAGAGGUGUCAAAUGAAACUGAGCAGAAACCUAAAUUGGAUUCAAUGCCAUUAAUUAUUACUGGCGAUAACAAAAUCAUCCAGGUAACAAAGGACGAGUAUAAAAGUUUAGAGGCUCCACCUCCACCUCAGAUUUCCAGUCCAAGUCCUCCGCCACCGCCGCGAAUAUUUGCAGCCGACUUGAAGAAAGGUAAAAAACGACGGGGAAGUACCAAUGAGCGGAGUUUGGACUCAAAAAAAGAAAAAACAGAGACGGCAGGUUCUUCGACCAAUGGAAACGUCAGCGUAGAUCCUCCGCUGCCCUCGUCGCCCCCCAAGAACCCUUCUCAGCCUCCACUCCCCCCGACUCCUCCUCAUCCUGCAGUUGUUCCAAACGCACCUAGCAGUGAGCCCUUACCUCCAGGUGUCGACCCUAAAGAUAUGCCUUAUCCUCUGCCAGCUGUAACUGCGAUAGAGCAGAGCGUUGUCUAUCCUGGGCCAACGCAGCAGACAAAUCCGAUUUAUGCAGCGACGAUCGGUGAUCGAGGGAUAGCUGUUCCAAUCAUAGAUCACCGCUCGACGAUCAUCCAAGGACAACUAAUGCACUACCCAACGUAUCAGCAUUUGCACAAUCAAGCAAUGAUCGCGGCAGCAGGAAGUCUGACGGGCCCGGAAGCUGUACAAUUUGUACUAACAGAUUAUGCUCAAGUUUAUGCCAACACACAGGUGAUUGCCAAGCCACCCGUCAAAUCGCAAACUGAAUCGCUGGGCUCAGCCCUUGAUUCAUUUUACAGCGAUAUCGCAUCUAUCGAAAAAACAAACUCAGGGCAAGAAUCUAUGAUUCAACAAGAAAUUGAAAUACCCCGGAGGGAAGCUGCUACUCCUCCACCCGCAACAUUGCCUAAUACAGUAAUUACGUCAGCUUCGCAUACAGAAAUUGAACAGCCUAACGCGUCUAUAGACGUUACGGGGAAAGAGAAAAAAAAGAAAAAGUCAAAAAUAGGUAUUGGAAAAAAGCAGAAAGAAAUGUCUACCAUGGUAGCAAAGUGGCAGAGAGCUCAGCAGGACUUUGGCGACAGCGAAUAGAACAAGUUACAGCGAUGAAUUCACAAGUUUAUAUGAUUCAAAUUACCUGAUCAACAUACAGUGAGAAUAAAAUGUUAUAAUAUAAGGGCAGAAUAAGUGGAAUUGGAAUAGAACAGUAAACGAUAAGAAUAUAACAUGUAUUAUACUUUGCAGAAUUAAUUUUUAAGACAAUUAAACAUUUUUUAAUUAAA
Diprion similis is the source of this 2232-nucleotide messenger RNA. RefSeq names its product RNA-binding protein 42-like. NCBI's taxonomy places the organism in Eukaryota, Metazoa, Arthropoda, Insecta, Hymenoptera, Diprionidae. The transcript is spliced from 6 exons. The record is from RefSeq and is a predicted model, not a curated record. The coding region runs from base 923 to 2041 and encodes 372 amino acids.